Coccomyxa subellipsoidea C-169 is the source of this 2127-nucleotide messenger RNA. RefSeq names its product MFS general substrate transporter. The record is from RefSeq and is a predicted model, not a curated record. Bases 69 to 1775 code for a protein of 568 amino acids. Gene Ontology annotation, cellular component: membrane. Lineage: Eukaryota; Viridiplantae; Chlorophyta; Trebouxiophyceae; Coccomyxaceae. The transcript is spliced from 12 exons.
GCAAAACGGUGGAAAUUAGAACCUUCGAGCAGGUUGCUCCUUCGGCUGCUGGCCCGAAGAUCACACGCAUGUACGUCAACAAAUGGGCCACAAAUGUGGCUGCAGUCUUUCUCCAGAUCUGCGGUGGUUUGUGCUACACCUUCAGCUUGUACUCACCAGCGCUCAAGGAGGCGUUUGGGUUCACACAGCCCCAGCUGGAGACUCUUGGCUCAUGCCUUGUGAGCGGCGGUUAUUUUUCUUGGAUUCCCGGUCUCACUUAUGAUUACUUGAGGCACCACCAUAAGUUUGGGCCCAGGCUCAUUGCUGCAUGGGGCUGCUUGAAUCACUUUGUCGGAUUCUUCAUGGUGUGGGCUGCAGCGAAGGGCUAUGUGUCUCUCCCCUACUGGGUCCUGGCAGCAUUUGCCCUCUUAGGCUCGAGCGCUGUGGUCUUUCUUGACUCUGCAGCGAUCGUGACAUGCAUGCGGAAUUUCCCCAACGAACGUGGCAAUGUUGGCGGUACUCUGAAGUCUUUCUUGGGGGUCAGUGCCAGCCUAGCAUCUAGCAUCUAUCUCGGCGCCUAUCAGCCAGACGGACUCAGCUUCCUGCUGUUUGUGGCUGUGCUGCCGCUCUUUGUUGCUGUGCUCACCGUUCCACUGCUGAACCACGUCCCUUAUGUUGAGCAAGCUGAAAUCACGCACGACCAUUGGUAUCUCUCCACAGGGGGCCGCUUUCUGGCAACCUACGCCGUUGCAGGCGCCAUAGUAGUCUACCAGCUCAUAACAGCCUCCGUCUCGGAGGUGUACCCUUACAGCAUGUCCCAGCAGAGAGGCAUCAUGAUCGGCGUGAUCCUACUACUGUUUCUCGUGCUGCUGACGCCUUUGGGAUCUGGGGGCUUGACGAGCCGGCCUGCACCUCUGCCAGCUUUUGAGAACAGCGAGCGGAGAGAGGAGGGUGGGGAGGACGUGGAGAGUGCACAGCUGCUGGGGAACAGGGAGGGGAAGCAGGAGGGGCCCUCCAGGAGGGGACCCUCGGCAGAGCAGCGCUACCCCUCAAGCACCAACCUGCAGCCAGCAGAGGGAGAGGGCAUGCCAGAGUACACGCUGCCCCAGUGCCUGGUGAGCCUGAACUACUGGAUGCUGUGGAGCGCGCUGAUGGUCGGCAUGGGGGCUGGCUUCACGAUGCUGAACAACCUGGGCCAGAUGGUGGAGGCGCUGGGGGGCAGGCGCGAGGGGCAGGGAAUCUACGUGCUGCUUUUCACCACGCUCAACACCGUCGGCCGCAUGGUCGGCGGCUACGUCCCUGAGAGGCUGCUGCAUGCGCGCGGCACCCCCAGGACGAUAUUUGCGGUGGUGGCAUCGCUGAUGACAUGCGUGGCGGCACUGCUCAGCGCCUUCACAAGCCUGCGCUGGCUGCUGGCAUGUGCCAUGAUGCUGGGCUUUGUCUUCGGCUGGCACUGGAGCCUCAUGCCGGUGCUCACCUCCGAGUUGUUCGGUCUGCACCACUUUGCCUCAAACCAUGCUGUCAUGCAUCUGGCGCCGACCGUGGGCGGCUUUCUGUGCUCGGCAAUGCUGGCCGGCAAUGUCUAUGAUAUCCGUGGAACUGCCCAUGACGAUCCUUAUGGCACCUGCUAUGGAUCUGACUGCUACAGGUUGAGCUUCCUUGUCAUUUCAGGGAUGGCUGCCCUGCAAUCAGUUGCAUCAUACUGGCUGUACGUCAGGACUCGCGAGGUGUACAAUGAGGAGUUCAAGAGGCUGCGCAGGUUUGAGCAAGAAGUACUUGGGAGCACAGAAACCUAAUGCAACCCGGUGCUGAGUGCUAUCAGUAAGGGUGGCCUUUUAAACGUUUGUGACCGGAGGCUAUUCAAUGUAAAAUGAAUGUAUCAUAGGUGAGGCUCCACUGGCAGUGAAUCACUGCAUAGAUUUGUUGCAGCAAAUUAUGCUGUGGUCUCCUCAUGAUCUGGAUGUGUCAGUCGGGUGACCUUACAACGACUAAGAUCGAUCUGAUAUCAUUUGAAUGCGCCCUUCAAAUGAGCACAAAUUUGACACACAGUUCAAUUCGAAGUGUGGCCACCCCAUAGCUUGAAAGGCAUUGCGGACAAAUUGGUGCAGGGAUUUAAAAAUACAUGUGUAAUUUGGUAUUCUCUUUUGU